This is a messenger RNA of Laccaria bicolor S238N-H82, 1596 nucleotides long. RefSeq lists its product as uncharacterized. The coding region runs from base 1 to 1596 and encodes 531 amino acids. The transcript has a single exon. NCBI's taxonomy places the organism in Eukaryota, Fungi, Basidiomycota, Agaricomycetes, Agaricales, Hydnangiaceae. The record is from RefSeq and is a predicted model, not a curated record.
AUGUCUUUGAAGGUAUGUGAUUAUGGAUCAAUCCUAGCAAGACUUCUAGUCGAUUGGUCACCAGACGAUCCAACGUCAGAGCUCUUAGAAGUUGAAUCCGCCAUCGCUCGUUUGUCUGAACGAUCGCGCGAGCUACGAGAGCAGAUUAAUGCUAAAAACCCAUUUCUCUCUUUCCCUGCAGAGAUUAUCUCCGAGAUCUCAAUGAUGGCUUGUAGUCCUGUUUACACGGCCAGUGAGCCGGAUGAUUUCGUUACGUCCUGGCAGCCUACAACGCCAUUCAACUUGGGGAAGAUUUGCCGAAAUUGGCGACACACAGUUUGGGCUUCUCCUCGGUGUUGGAAUACCAUCUUUCUUGAUCUCCAGAGGAAUGCAGAGACAUAUCAUGUUCAAGUGGCGUUGCUGGAGGGAUGGCUAUCCCGCUCCGGAGAUCUUCCACUCUCCAUACACCUUGACGAAUGGGAGGACGAUCCAGAAGAAUGGGCGCGAAACCCACCAAUAGAGGUGUUCGACCUCCUUGCAAAAUACUCCCAUCGUUGGCUACAUGUCAGUACAUUCCUGGUAUAUCCUUGUUGGCAGCAACUUGAAAAGUUUUCCCUUCCUCUGUUGACCUCGCUUGCUGUGGGUCCACCGGGCAACAUCCACCCAGCCGGGGGGUCCAGCCGGCAAAGGCAAAUUUCGGAUGCGCCACUGCUUCGAAACGUAUAUAUGACGGUGUACAGUGGGGAAAUAUUUAUACCGGGGCUAAUCUGGCAUCAACUCACUCACCUUACCUUGGAGUCAAUUGUUUGGCGAGAUUGCCUAGACAUUUUAUCAGCAUGCGCACGUAACCUUGUGCACUGUGCCCUCCCUGACUUGAAACCACAAUUUGCCUUCGGUGCCACUUUGGCCGCCUUUACACUUCCCUGCUUGUCAAGCUUUAGUGCAGCAUGCCCACAGAGUACCGAGGCAUAUAGUCCGGUUUUGACAAUUUUAGACCGCAUCACAGCCCCUCUUCUCUCUCGGAUGCAGCUUCAAUUUGAUGGAGUUUCGGGCACGGAGCCUUUGAUGGCUGUACGGCACUUCCUCUCUCGAUCCUCAUGCUCACUUUGUGAGCUUUCACUCAAUUUGGUGCAGUAUACGCGCCAGAACGAGCCUUCGCUGAUCGCUCUACUUUCCGUUACAGAGAAGUUGGAGAAACUAGAACUAAUUUGCAAAGUGGAAGGGAUAUCCGAUCUCGUUCUCGAUCAUUUAAACCCAGCUAGGCCGCAACGCCUUCCCCAACAUCUGCCUGCAGCUCAAAUUCUCUUGCCCAACCUUCGCGACCUUUAUUACAACGGACGGAUGCAAUUCGAGCUUGGAACGCUUGUGGAUAUGAUCAAGAUGCGAUAUCGCAUGGCGGAGGACAACGAUGAAGGGUUAGGAUUGCGAUCUGAGGAAAACUUUAAUCGUGUUGCGAGACCGGCGGUGUUUAAUAUCAAUAUCGUGGAUGUACCUCCUAGCCAGCGCGUCUCGCUUUCCGCUUCUGCGGAAACGUUGCGAAGGCUUACAAAAGAGCAUGGUUGCAUAUCCUUGUCCUUCUCAGAUGAGAUGGGCAACGAUCUAUCUCUUGUGGAUUAA